GGGUGGUCACAUCUCCCUGCACAAGCCACAACCGCCAACCCCCACCGUGAGAUCUUGGGGGAGCACCAAGGAAGAGGAGGAAGUCCUUCGAAGUCGAGCAUCGAAGAAGAGGAGAAGAUACUUGCGUGUUCUUUGUGGUGUCGACAUGGGGUUCCCGGCAGGCUACUCGGAGCUGCUUCUGCUGCCAAGAAUCCUCCUCCACAUAGCCCUAAUCCUUGGCUCCGUGCGGCGGCUCGUUUUCUGGGUCUUCCACGCGGUCGGCCUCGGUGACCUCGUCGACUCCGACGCUCCCUGGCCCGAGAACAGCGGCCACAGCCAGCUCGACCAUCACCACCACCACCACCAGCAACCGUCGCAAUUCCGGUCGGUGUCGGCGAUGCUGAUCCAGGAGGCGCUCCCGGUGGUGCGGUACGAGGAGCUGGUGGCGGCGGGACAGCACGUCGGCGGCAGUUGCGCGGUCUGCCUGUGCGAGUUCGAGGACGCGGAGGAGGUCCGGCGGCUGAGCAAUUGCAGGCACGUCUUCCACCGCGGCUGCCUUGACCGGUGGCUGGAGUAUGACCAGCGGACUUGCCCGCUGUGCCGCACGCAGCUCGUUGGGGAGGAGACGCAGGACGCCCUCGACGAUCAAAUGUGGGCCGCCGCCGGUGUCCCGGAUUCGUACUACGACGACUACUACUCGUUUCCGUUUGUUUCACCCUCGCCGUCGAGCCCAUCAUCUCUGCUUCUUCCCCACCAGCUGUUUUCUUCCUACUAACUAAACCUGCAAAUACAAGAAGGCAGAAGAAACACAAGUUCGGAUCGGCCAAUUGUAUAUAUAUGAAUGACACUGAACGAGAGAAACAGGGUGAUCAAGAAAGAAGAAGAAGAGAGAAGGUGAGGAACACUGUUUCUUCCUCUGUAGCGCGAUAGGGGAUUUGAAAUUUGUUUUGCAGUGUUUAGAACAUUCUUUCUUUUCUUUCAAUUUCUGUUCUUCUCCUUUCCUUGGGUUGUAAAGCUGGUGUGGCGACAUUAAGAUUGAAAAGGAUUUCUUCAAAUUA
Musa acuminata AAA Group (dessert banana) is the source of this 1037-nucleotide messenger RNA. Its product is annotated as brassinosteroid-responsive RING protein 1-like. Lineage: Eukaryota; Viridiplantae; Streptophyta; Magnoliopsida; Zingiberales; Musaceae. The record is from RefSeq and is a predicted model, not a curated record. Gene Ontology annotation, molecular function: zinc ion binding. Bases 146 to 754 code for a protein of 202 amino acids. The transcript has a single exon.